UCAGGCGGGCGCGGCCAUGACGCGGCGGGAAGGCGGAAGGGGGGGGGGGCCAAGAUGGCGGCGCAGCGCCGGGCCGCGCUGAGGGCUGCGCUCUGCGCCCUGCUCUGCCUGGCGCUGGCGGCCGCCCGCGGCAAGCCCAGCCCCGUCAAGGUGCUGUCGGACGGCAUGUGGCGAGAGCUGCUGCAGGACGAGUGGAUGGUGGAGUUCUACGCGCCCUGGUGUCCCGCCUGCGAGAACCUGCAGCCCGAGUGGGAGAAGUUCGCCGAGUGGGGAGAGGACCUGGGGGUGAACGUGGCCAAGGUGGAUGUCACGGAGCAGCCGGGGUUAAGUGGACGAUUUAUCAUCACAGCCCUCCCUACCAUCUAUCACUGCAAAGAUGGAGAGUUCAGGAGGUACCAGGGAGCAAGGACCAAAGCUGCCUUCAUUAAUUUCAUCAGUGAUGAAGAAUGGAAAUCCAUUGAGCCAGUGUCCUCCUGGUUUGGUCCUUCCUCUUUCCUGAUGAGCAGCAUGUCAGCCUUGUUCAAGCUGUCCAUGUGGAUCAGGCAUGGCCAUGGCUAUUUAACAGAAAACCUUGGAAUACCAGUCUGGGGCUCCUAUGCUGCUUUUGGAUUUGCAACUCUGUUCCUGGGAAUGGUCCUGGGACUUAUGAUGGUGUUCCUGGCAGACUGCAUCUGUCCCUCCAAAAGGCACAGACCACCACAGCUCCAGCCUCAGCCAAGGAAACAAGGUCCAGAGUCAGCUCAUCUACUGAAGAACAGGUAUGAAGAAGCAGAUGAGGGAGAUAUCUCAGAUGAUGAAGCAGAGAGGAAGGAGGGGAGCAGGAGAGACUCAUCCCCGGGCGGUGUCCGGCAGCGCCCCGUGCCCAGUGCUGCUCCCCUGGAGAAAUCUUAGCUGCACUUCAACCAGCAUUAGGGGAGAUCCAUGGCAAAUCCUUCAGCUGGAAGAGAAGAAUGACUCCUGGCUUGGUAACAUUGCUGCAUUUCUUGAAUUCGGAGGAAAUAAUAAUUUAAUUUAAAAAAGUAAUAAAAAAAGGCAUCCAAAGGAUCCAAGGUAUUCCAAAGGAAAUCUUGCUGUUGCAGAUGGCUGGAACUUCUCCUGCCUGUGUGCAGAGAAGUGCCAAGGGAUGAUUGCUGUGGCUUCUGGAAUGAUUUGUUCCCUAGGGAUUGUUUGGAAGAGAGUGUAAACCAGAGUCAUUCUUGCAUUAGGGAGCAUUAGCAGGGAAAAUGCACUCACCUGGUGGUUGGUGAAACCUCCCAAAAGGGUUCCCUGUCCUUGUACUGUUCUUCAGUAUAAAUCUCUCCAGCUGUGCCCUGAAGAAAUGCUGAGGGAAAAAGUUCCUUUAGUGAUGGAACUACAAUUCCUUUAGUUUAGGCUUUUUACAUGACAAAACCUGCUUUUUGCUAUGACAAUGAGUGCUACAACCCCCCCAAACCUUUUUUUUUUUUUUCUUACAAAGAGCUGGAACUUAGCACAAGCACUCUGCAGUGGGGUCCUCUGGCUGACCAGAAACCUGCUGCUUGCAGCAAUUUCUUCCAGAAAAAGCUGUAGAAAACUCUCUGAGCUUCUUGGCAAAGUAUUUUUUUCUCUAGGAACAAGUGACAAGCAGCACCUUGAAGUCUUGUCUGUGUCUGUGACUCCAUGUGGGAAGAGUUUACACACAGGGUUCUCUGUGCAAAUCCUCUCCAUUCCUCCUCCUGGAUGCCAGCAGGACUCUGCUUGUUUUUAAUCCAUCAUUUCUUACUCAAAUCCUGGCCUGAAGUUAAAAUGACUCUUUUCUAUUUCUUUAUUUCUUUUACAGAACUUUUUUUUUUUUUUUUUGGGAACAUUAAACCCGAAUUUUUUCUUUUUUUUUUUUUUUUUUAAAGAUUAGUUUACCCUUGUCUGUAUGGUGUUUGUUUUCACUCUGUAUAGAAAUAAAAAGAAUGCACAUGCCCAUUGGACCAGUGUUGUAAAGAGUUUUCCAUGAUCUUUUAAUUAAAUUAAAUUUUAAUUAAAUUCCAAAGUUUUUUGCAGGGGAAGGAUGAGCCUAAUACUGAGCACAUUUAGAUUUUUUUUUUUACAAGCCUGUUUCUGAUACUUUGUUUGCUUGUUUAGCUUUAUGGGUUUUUAGCUUUUAUUUGUAGUUAUUUAGGUUUUUUAGUGAUUAGUUUUUAUUUGUAGUAAUUUAGUUUGGUUUUUUUUUUGUAAUUGUUCAUCUGACUUCUUCCCCUUUUUUCUUUUCUCUACAUUGGUGCUCUGGAAUGACUUGACUUCAGUGCUGUGUGUUAGAAAGAUAAACUGAUAUUUAAAAGGGUCUUUUUGGCUAAAAUCUGAGUGUCCCUGUCCUUUUUUUUUGAAGAUAAAACCUCUCCUGGUAUUGGGAUGAAGGCCUGAAUUACCCUUAAAAUGAUGAUUUUGUGGAAUUGCCUUAAAUCCUCUAUAAAUUUCCAUCUCUUAGCCUUUGGCACUCAUAAAUAAAGCAAUAAAUAAAUAAACACUGAGGAGCAGCAGUAACACUGUCCUUGACCAGUGGCAGUUUUUCAGUUUGGAGAGACUUGAGAAGACAGAAAUGUUGCAGCUGGUAGGAAAAAGUGCAGAAUUGUUUGAAAAGCUGAAUUCUGCUCCCUCCACUUGAGAUAUAUUGAAAUGUAACUUUUCUAAUUUUUCCAUUUCACAACCAAACUUGGUGCAAUAUAGAGAGGACACCCUGCUGAUUUGGGCUAAUAUUUAAUUUAAAAAACACCCAACCUUUCCUUUGUUGUGCUGGGCUUGUGGGCUGCUGCUUGGACAAGAACUUCCAGCAUUAAUUUACUUUUUUUUUCUCUGCCUGCUGCUCAUUCUCCCUGCCUUAGGCACAGAACCAAAUCCCAAACCUGCCUUGUGGGAAUCCAGCCCCUGUGUGUAACUCCUGCUUGGAUUAUCCACAAUCCUGUGUUUGCUGAUCUCUGCUAAUCUCACCCUUCACAUUUUGCAUAAUAUUAUGGUUUUGUCCUGUGUAUAUUUAAAUUCCUUGAUUUAUUUUUGUUUUAAAAAUCUCUAUUCCAAAGAUGUUUA
Messenger RNA from Oenanthe melanoleuca, 3033 nucleotides. RefSeq names its product thioredoxin related transmembrane protein 1 (gene TMX1). The transcript is spliced from 8 exons. The coding region runs from base 55 to 891 and encodes 278 amino acids. The record is from RefSeq and is a predicted model, not a curated record. NCBI's taxonomy places the organism in Eukaryota, Metazoa, Chordata, Aves, Passeriformes, Muscicapidae.